CUAUUGAUGGCUACGUCGGAUUUUGUGCUGGGCGGCGUGGCUGCCAUGGGAGCCGGUGUCUUUACCAAUCCCGUGGAGGUUAUCAAAACUCGCAUCCAACUGCAGGGAGAGCUGGCCGCCCGAGGAUCCCAUGCUCAGCCCUACAAGAGUGUCUUUCAAGCCUUUGUCACAGUGGCCAAAAAUGAUGGAAUUCUGGGCCUGCAAAAGGGAUUGGCUCCGGCUUUAUGCUUCCAGUUUGUCAUAAACUCCUUUCGAUUAAGUAUUUACACCCAUGCGGUGGAGAAGGGUUGGGUGCACAACAACAGAGGCGAAAUCUCCUUUGCGAAGGGUAUGUUUUGGGGCGCCUUAGGUGGCGUUGUGGGUUCCUACUGUGCCAGUCCCUUCUUCCUGAUCAAGACGCAACUUCAGGCGCAGGCCGCAAAGCAGAUCGCCGUUGGUUAUCAGCAUCAGCACGCCUCGAUGAGCGAUGCGAUAAGGCAGAUAUACCGGAAGAACGGCGUCUUUGGACUCUGGCGGGGAUCCAUGGCCAAUGUGAGCCGUGCUACGGUGGCCUCCGCCGUUCAAAUCGCCACUUUUGGCCAAGCCAAGUCUCUUUUAAAAGAAAAAGGCGUGGUAACUCAUCCAACUGCUCUGUCCUUCUGCUCCGGCCUAGCAGCUGGAUCGUUUGUGUCAGUGGCAAUCACUCCACUGGAUGUGAUCACAACUAGGCUAUAUAAUCAGGGAGUGGAUGCCCAAGGACGUGGGCUUUACUACAAGGGCUGGCUGGACUGUGUGCUUAAGAUCCUGCGAUCGGAGGGGUUGUAUGGGUUGUACAAGGGCUUCUGGCCGAUUUACCUUAGAAGUGCUCCUUACUCCACCUUGGUGCUUUUGUUUUUCGAUGAAUUGAUCGCCCUGCGCGAAAGGUACGAUCUGCACUAGUGACAAAU
Molecule: messenger RNA, 926 nt
Organism: Drosophila rhopaloa
Lineage: Eukaryota; Metazoa; Arthropoda; Insecta; Diptera; Drosophilidae
Product: solute carrier family 25 member 35
Exons: 3
Coding region: 7-918 (303 amino acids)
Source: RefSeq, a predicted model, not a curated record